AUGAGCUCGCGCGCGGCGCCAGAAGCCGGUGCUGCGGGGAUGGACGCGGUGACCUUCAAGGAUGUGGCGCUGAACUUCACCAAGGAGGAGUGGGCCCUGCUGGGCCCGGAGCAGAGGGCCCUCUACCGAGAUGUGAUGCUGGAGAUCAUCCGGAACCUGGCCUCCGUCGGAAAGAAGCCCAGACGGCCAUUUACCUGUUUUAUCCUCUCCAGCCCGUCUUCACUCUCAACCAAGAACUUAACUCUUGGGCGCUGUAUUUCAGGUGAGGUGAUUCGACAGAAAACCGAAGACUCAGCCUCUCGGCAGGACAUUCUUGCUAAAAACACAGUCCGUGAAGCCGACAGAGUGUGUUUCACGAGCAACCAUCCCACUCCAGGAGGAGACUUGGACGGCCUCAGAGCAGAGGAGCCACACAGGCGGAGGGGGCCGAGGGGGAGGUGCGUGGCGGCUGCCCAAGAGAGAGACGGCUGUCUGGUUCCAGCCUGUGAAACGAGGGAGAAGCUCGUGCCUCCGCAGGGAGAUCCCACCAAAAAACACCCCCCCCAAAAUAUUUUGCAUGCAGGUUGUGUCUUAAGGGGUAGCCACAAAACCUCUGAAAACAGAGAGGGCGACAGAGGAUCGCAGCAGCGCAUUCGGUCAGCUCCGAGUGUGAGAACGCCUACAGAGCGGCGAUCGGUCGCACGGGUCAAGAAUCAGAAUCGUGCGCUUCGUGCGCCUGAUAAAACAUUUCGGGGGGUACACGUCUACGAAUUGGGGAAAGUCUUCCCGGAAGACUGUGUCCUUAGGGCACGCGAGACUCAGGUUCAAGAGAAAGUUUACGGGUCCAGUGAGCGUGAGAACAUUCCCCAACGGAACCCCACGCCUGCUGUGCCGGUGCAAUCUUACCCAGCGCAGACGAAGAACAAGAAUAAUCCGAGUGGGAAAAGCUUCGCCCAGGUUCCACAUGCUGAGUCACACAGGAGCACGUGGAACGGAGAGAAAAACUAUAGGUGUCAAGAUUGUGGGAAAUACUACACUUAUCAUUCGUACUUUAUGAAACACAGGAGCGUUCACACUGGAGAGAAGCCCCAUGCAUGUCAGAAGUGUGGGAAAACCUUCCGAUAUUCGCUGCACCUCAAGAAACACUUCUUCAGACACAUUGCGGAGAAGCCCCAUAAAUGUAAGGAGUGUGGGAGAGCCUUCCACAAGUCCUGGACGCUCACCAUGCAUACGAGGAUCCACACUGGAGAGAGGCCCUAUAAGUGUGCGGAGUGUGGGCAAGGCUACGCGAAUAAUUCAUCGCUUAAGAGCCAUCUGAAGAGGCACAGCUAAGAGAGACCCUCCGAAGGAAAGGGA
Myotis daubentonii (Daubenton's bat) is the source of this 1335-nucleotide messenger RNA. It is a transcript of the gene ZNF114, whose product is annotated as zinc finger protein 114. The record is from RefSeq and is a predicted model, not a curated record. NCBI's taxonomy places the organism in Eukaryota, Metazoa, Chordata, Mammalia, Chiroptera, Vespertilionidae. The transcript has 3 exons. The coding region runs from base 1 to 1311 and encodes 436 amino acids. Gene Ontology annotation, biological process: regulation of DNA-templated transcription.